UGUCAUCGUCAUUAUUAUUUUCGUGUCUAAUUUUUCAUUUCUCUGUUAUCCCUCGAAUUUCCCAGCUCCCACUUUCUCCUUCUCCCCCAAUUCGUACGCUUCCGAUUUCACCUUCCCUUCGAUAAAUUAAUUAAUUUAGGGUUACCGCUUUGAUUUUCCUUUUCUUUGUUCCGUUCAUUGGAUUCAAUUUGUCUUUUUGAGUCACCGUUUCUGAGCAGCCUCCCAUUCUUGCUUGCAAACGGAGGAACGCCAUGGGAGGUGAAGGCGCUGUGGAGGACUCCAAGGCCAACACCACCGAGGGAGGAGGCGGUGGAGGAGGAGUCAACAUCAACAUUCGGUGCUCGAACGGUUCAAAGUUCUCCGUUUCAAUUGGUCUAGAUUCCACCGUCGUCUCCUUCAAGGAGGUUGUGGCUCGCAGUUGUGACAUACCUGCUAACCAACAGCGCCUGAUUUACAAAGGUCGCAUCCUCAAGGAUGAUCAAACUCUCCAGAGCUACGGUUUGGAGGCAGACCACACUGUCCAUUUGGUUCGUGGCUUUGCGCCUUCAGGUGCUGGUGGUGGGACCAAUAGUACUGGUGCUAACAGCACAGCUAAUACGAGAGGUGCCGGUGCUACUGAGGGUGGGGGCUUAGGUGCUUCACCAUUCCCUGGGUUAGGACUCAAUGGGAUGGGGGGCAAUGGCCUUGGUGGCUUAUUUGGAGCGGGCUUUCCUGAUCUUGAACAGAUGCAGCAACCAUUCUUGUCGAAUCCCAAUAUUGUGAGGGAAAUAAUGAACACACCUGCCAUGCAGAAUUUAAUAAAUAAUCCCGAGAUAGUGCGGAAUCUUAUAAUGAAUAACCCACAGAUGCAAGAGCUCAUGGAUCGAAACCCUGAGCUAGCACACAUCCUUAAUGAUCCCAGCACACUUCGCCAAACACUUGAAGCUACAAGGAAUCCUGAGAUCAUGCGCGAAAUGAUGAGGAAUACGGACAGAGCAAUGAGCAACAUUGAAUCCUCUCCUGAGGGAUUCAACAUGCUGAGGCGUAUGUACGAAAAUGUUCAAGAGCCCUUUCUAAAUGCCACUACAAUGACUGGUAAUACAGGAAAUGAACAAGUUAGGAACCAAGCGACAAAUCCCUCAACUACUAGUUCUGAUGCAACUUCCCCCGUGCCCAAUACUAACCCACUUCCCAAUCCUUGGUCAUCUGCUGGGACUGGAGGUGCCCAAAAUACCACUAGAAGAUCAACUACUGGUGCGGAUGCUCGGCAGCAGACACCACCCACUGGCUUAGGAGGGGCUGGUCUGCCCGAUCUUGAUGGUAUGUUGGGUGGCAUGCCAGAUUCUGCUUUACUCACACAGUUAAUGCAAAAUCCAGCUAUUUCACAGAUGAUGCAAAGUAUCCUCUCCAAUCCGCAGACUAUGAAUCAGAUUCUUGGAGUCAAUGCUGAGCAGCGUGGCAUGCCUGAUUUAAAUUCUCUCAGAGAAGUGAUGCAAAACCCAGAAUUUCUUCGUCUAUUUUCCUCACCAGAGACCCUGCAGCAACUUAUGUCUUUCCAGCAAGCUCUCUUGUCCCAGCUUGGUCAGCAACAAUCAACACAGGAACCAGGUCAAACAGGUGGAGGCCCUGGAUCGAUGAACAACUUGAGUUUGGAAAUGCUAUCGAGCAUGUUUGGCGGACUUGGAGCUGGCAGCCUAGCUGUUCCAAACAGAUCAAAUGAACCACCUGAGCAGCUGUAUGCUACCCAACUUUCGCAGCUGCAAGAGAUGGGAUUCUUCGACACGCAAGAAAACAUAAGGGCUCUUAUUGCCACGUCGGGGAAUGUUCAUGCAGCUGUUGAGCGCCUUUUGGGGAACUCUGGACAGUAGCAGGUGGGAACGGACACGAGACUAGCAAUUAAAUCCCAAAUGCUAAAAAUUGGUGUGAGAUAUUAAUCAAUUUCGCUUCUAUUUUCGUCAUGGGAAUUGUUUUAAACAAAUCUGUUGAUUUUUUCCCCUUAUACAUGAUUUAUAGAAUGUAGUAGGAUUUCCAAUACUUACAUUUUUUUAAUUAUACAUUCACAUGCAAGAAAGUACCGGCCUUUUGUACCAUAUACGUAUAAUUCCAACUUGGGUUAUUUUCAAGUA
Molecule: messenger RNA, 2105 nt
Organism: Arachis stenosperma
Lineage: Eukaryota; Viridiplantae; Streptophyta; Magnoliopsida; Fabales; Fabaceae
Product: ubiquitin domain-containing protein DSK2b-like
Exons: 9
Coding region: 252-1847 (531 amino acids)
Biological process (GO): ubiquitin-dependent protein catabolic process
Cellular component (GO): cytosol
Molecular function (GO): polyubiquitin modification-dependent protein binding
Source: RefSeq, a predicted model, not a curated record